GCUUUGUCCUUCCCAUGACUUUUGUGCUUAGAAGCUCGUGGUCAAGGCCCGACCCUUUCAGAGUUCAACAGCCCGUGCCGUGGUAUUGUCCCCUCUCUCCAACGAUUGACAUGACGUCCGCAAAGACCCCUUCACUAUGCUUAAGUUCGAGCCGCUUGAGCACCGGCUGAAGGGACUCUUAUGACAUUUGGAACGCUAGCGGUCUUGACUGCAACCAGUGCAUCCACAAUUGCGCUCCUUCCACACCUGCAUGUCCGAUCAUAUGCUUGUGCCGUAUUCUCGUCUGCCAAUCUAUGAUUCUCAUCUCUUCGGAAGACUAGAACUUCGUGACCAUCUAUUUGACGUCACGUCUUCUUCCAUGACUUUUGGUUGACAGUCCUCAGCGAAGAAUAAAUACCUCGUGGUCUCCCGCGAAGAACCAACGCCUAUCCAUCAUCAGUCCUUCAUCCAUCUUACUUCGCCAUGUCAUCCAUCGCCAUUCUUGCCCUGCUCGGCACUGUGGCCUCAGCAGCCAAGGUCUGCACCAAUGUCACUGUCCCAGUCUACAUCAACGCAAGACAGGCCGUCUUCAAUGUCCCUACCCUUGAGUCGAACCUUGAUGCCACCACUUUUGCCCUCAAUUUCACCAACAUUGGCAUGAACUUCACCGAUGUUGUCACUACUGGCUUCCAAACCGUCACUGGACACUACAACAUCAGCGCCAAAUACUGCAAGCCUCAAGGUGACAACAAGGCCAACCCCGUUGUUCAAGUCUUGACACACGGUAUUGGUUUCGACAAGAGCUACUGGGACUUGUCAUACGACAACUACGCCUACUCCUAUGUUGAUGUAGCUGUUGCUGCUGGCUACCACACUGUCUCAAUUGACAGAUUUGGAAUUGGCAACUCUUCUCACGCCGAUCCUCUCAACAUCGUUCAAGCCCCCGCCGAGGUUUCUGCCCUGCACGAGAUCACCACAAUGCUCCGUAACGGUACUUUCCCUUCGGUCAGCCACAAGUUUGGCAAGGUUGUACACGUUGGUCACUCUUUCGGUUCUCUUCAGAGCUAUCUUUUGACCGCUCUCUACCCUGGCUCUUCUGACGGUGUUGCUCUUACUGGCUUUUCUAUGAACGCCACUUGGCUCGGCCAGACCCUUGCUGACUGGAACCUGCACCUCGCUCGUCUCAACCAGCCUCUCCGUUUCGGCAACCAGGCUAUUUCACGCACCAAGACCAACACUGCUUGGCUCGGACAGAACGUCAUCUCUAUCCUUCAAUCUGCUCUUGGUGCUGUCGGUAUCGACCUUUCAAGCUACGAGCUUUGGGAAGAAAUCGCCACUACCGAAGUUGGUGACAUUAUUAACGGCUGGAAUGCUACCGUGGCUCCUGUUGCACAAAACUUGCCCACUGGCUACCUCACUUGGAGCGACCUUACAUCAAACAUUUUUGCCUUCCUGUUCCCUGGCCACUUCGAUAUUGGCGCCGCUGUCUACGCUGAGAUGACCAAGCAGCCCGUCGCUCUCGGAGAGAUUUUCACCCUCGGAAAUGGUGCUCCCGCAUCUUCUCCCCACACCGGCCCUGCUCUUGUCCUGACCGGUCGCCAAGACACCAUCUACUGCGGUGGUGACUGUCUCGCUACUGGUGGUGCCGCUGCUAGCAUUCCCGCUGGAGUUGCCAAAGCUUUCCCUAAUGCCAGCAAGUUCGAGGCUUACAUUCACCCAAACACUGGCCAUGGAAUUAACUUCCACAAGAAUGCCACCGGUGCCUACCAGGUCAUUCAAAACUUCUUCUCCUCCAACGGUCUCCAGAGCUCAUAGGUGCAAGACCAAUUGUGAUUCCUCCAUCUUUCGUCUAAUUGCUACUUGGACUCUGACCGACUGUAUUUGUCAUAUCAGCAUGAUCAGCGACCCGAUGGAGCAUCUUUAAUGUAUUAUGUAUAGACAUUGUUUUUAUUCC
Aureobasidium pullulans EXF-150 is the source of this 1933-nucleotide messenger RNA. Its product is annotated as alpha/beta-hydrolase. The transcript has 3 exons. The record is from RefSeq and is a predicted model, not a curated record. The coding region runs from base 463 to 1794 and encodes 443 amino acids. NCBI's taxonomy places the organism in Eukaryota, Fungi, Ascomycota, Dothideomycetes, Dothideales, Saccotheciaceae.